Talpa occidentalis (Iberian mole) is the source of this 3862-nucleotide messenger RNA. It is a transcript of the gene SLC2A3, whose product is annotated as solute carrier family 2 member 3. The coding region runs from base 161 to 1651 and encodes 496 amino acids. The record is from RefSeq and is a predicted model, not a curated record. Gene Ontology annotation, cellular component: membrane. The transcript has 10 exons. NCBI's taxonomy places the organism in Eukaryota, Metazoa, Chordata, Mammalia, Eulipotyphla, Talpidae. Gene Ontology annotation, biological process: D-glucose transmembrane transport.
UAGCGAUGAGAGGGAGGGAGAAGGCAGCGCUGCGGGGGGCUCGGGAAAACUUGCUGCGGAGGACGAGGACAUCUUGAAGGCUUUGCUGGCUGGAAGAGGCAUCGCUGGAAUCCCACUCCUACAGCUGUCGUGAAGAUUUGAGACGAAUGUAAUUAGGGCCAUGGGGACCUAUCGGGUGACCGCGUACCUGGUCUUUGCCAUCACCACCGCCACUAUAGGCUCCUUCCAGUUUGGCUUCAACACUGGAGUCAUCAAUGCUCCCGAGAUGAUCAUAAAGGACUAUCUGAAUAUCACUUUGCAAAUGAGAACAAAUGAGUAUCCCAGUACCGUGUUGCUCACAACCGUGUGGUCCUUGUCUGUAGCCAUCUUCUCCGUUGGUGGUAUGGUUGGCUCCUUUUCCGUUGGACUCUUUGUCAACCGCUUUGGCAGACGCAAUUCAAUGCUUAUUGUCAACCUGUUGGCCAUCACAGGAGGCUGCUUAAUGGGCUUCUGCAAAUUAGCACAGUCAGCUGAAAUGCUGAUCAUCGGUCGGCUGAUCAUUGGUCUCUUCUGCGGACUCUGCACUGGUUUUGUGCCCAUGUACAUUGGAGAGGUGUCUCCGACUGCCCUACGGGGAGCCUUUGGUACCCUCAACCAGUUGGGCAUCGUCGUGGGAAUUCUGGUGGCGCAGAUCUUCGGUCUGAAAGGCAUCUUGGGAACUGAAGACCUCUGGCCCGUGCUUCUGGGCUUGACCAUUGUUCCAGCCGUCAUCCAAAGUGCGGCCCUUCCAUUUUGCCCUGAAAGUCCUAGAUUCUUGCUCAUUAACAGAAGGGAGGAAGACAGAGCUAAGGAGGUCCUCCAGAAGUUGUGGGGCACCCAGGAUGUGACUCCGGAAAUCCAGGAGAUGAAAGACGAGAGUGUAAGGAUGGCGCAAGAAAAGAAAGCCACCAUCCUGGAGUUGUUCCGCGUGCGCAGUUACCGGCAGCCCAUCAUCAUCUCCAUCAUGUUACAGCUCUCCCAGCAGCUCUCUGGGAUCAAUGCCGUAUUCUAUUACUCCACAGGAAUCUUCAAAGAUGCAGGUGUCAAGGAGCCGAUCUAUGCCACCAUUGGUGCGGGUGUGGUUAACACUUUAUUCACUGUAGUUUCUCUAUUUCUGGUGGAAAAAGCAGGAAGGAGGACUCUCCACAUAAUAGGCCUUGGAGGGAUGGCUGUUUGUUCCCUCCUCAUGACUGUUUCCUUGUUAUUAAAGGAUCAUUACAACUGGAUGAGCUUUGUCUGCAUUGCAGCUAUCUUGGUGUUCGUGGCUUUCUUUGAAAUUGGUCCAGGUCCCAUUCCAUGGUUUAUUGUGGCCGAACUCUUCAGCCAGGGACCCCGCCCAGCUGCCAUGGCGGUGGCUGGUUGUUCCAACUGGACCUCCAACUUUUUGGUUGGACUGCUCUUCCCCUCGGCUGCAUACUACUUAGGAGCCUACGUUUUUAUUGUCUUCACCGUCUUCCUCGUUAUCUUCUUGAUCUUCACCUUCUUCAAAGUCCCUGAGACCCGUGGCAGGACUUUCGAAGACAUUACACGGGCAUUUGAAGAUCAGGUGCAGGAUGCUGACAGAGCUGAGAAAGGCCACAUUGUGGAGAUGAACAGCAUCGAGCCUACUAAAGAGGCCAGCACCAAUGUCUAAGCCAUAUCUCCUGCCCACCUCCCUCCCGACAUGAAAAAAUGACCUCUCCCUGACUGAGGGGGAGACCUCAUCAGGUUGUGACCCAGGACUGUUUCUGAAUGCUGCUACGUGAUUCCUUUCUCAUCCCACACACUCAUGAGCACUCAGAGUGUGCUCGUGGGCUCAACUCUGGGGUUAGUUGUAUUCUCGCUGGCUUUUUAAAUAUUUCAUUUCUUGGACACUCUCUUCUGUUUAGGAGAGACCAAGUGAACCUACCUUCACUUUAGGCGGGAUUGGCCACUUGGCAUUUGACAGCUUUGCCAGCUCUUCUUCUCUUAGGUUCCAAUAUUGCCUCACGAGAACCUAUGGGGGAGUAAGAGCGAGGGUGCAGUUCCCCCAAACUUAGACUUACCAGGAAACAUGCAUACAUGAGAGUGUGAGCAGAGAAGGAUUAUCGAAGAGCACCUUCCUCACUUCCAUACAGCUCUGCAGAGCAAAAUAACUUGUGUUUUAUUUAUUUUAUCUUCUGGUUUUAUGGCAUAAAUGUUUAUUUUUUUAAAUGUAAAGUAAAGUAAUUUUAUCAAAUAAUGAAAACAUAAGGAAAUUGAGGUUAGAGGGAGGUGUUAGAAGGAGGUGUUUAAAGAGAAGUUAUAUGGUGGGAGAUUGCUGGAGAGGUUACGGUGCAAUAGAGGAAGAAUCGAGAAAUGGAAUAUGCAUUGGAAAGGGUGUGGGAAGUUUGCACGGUGCCUCUUAACAAUUUCAGAUGGAAACUAUGAAGAGUUAUUUCUCAGAAAAGUCAUGUGCCUGUAUAAAGAAGCUACUGGUUUCCUUCGGGACUUUUCUCUUUAAGAUUAUAUGUAGUUAUUACUUGAAAUCUGGGGUUAUUACCAAAAUGGGCAUUGUAGGUAAUGGUGGUCGAUGGGAUCUAAUUUUAAUGGAGUCCAGAGAAGGGAAUAUUAUUUCUCCAAAUCCUCUCUUCCCCUCACUGGACCAAACAACUUCUUUCUCUUGUAGUGGACUCUUUUUUUUUUCAAGUAUUCGAUAUUUCUCCAUUUUGUUUUUUAGGAGAUUUUAGUUGGUUGUGUUGUUUUUGACCUGUAGCUUUAAAAAAAAUUCAGAGGAGAAUGUUCAAGCAAACUUGGAAUUUGAAACCUCAGCUCUGGUUAUUAGAUAAUAAAGGUUAUUACUAGUUCGUAUGUUACUUUAGGGUCAUCGCAUGCUUGUUGAUGGCUUGCCAUGUCAAGUUACCCUUGUUACCAUGUUACCAUAGUGUUAUGUCAAGUGCCCUUGGAGGACUUGAGUCACCUACAGACCACAUUUAAACUAGUGUGAGUAACGUGCAGUGUGGCCCACACUUGAGUAUGAAUGUAUGUGCACUGUCACUUUGCUCUAGGUGGAAGUAUUGGUAACUUGCUUCCUCUGUGUUCCUAUAGCCCCUUUGGAUUGACUGUGUUAAAACUCUGCCCUCUAUAGAAAUAACACUGCCUCUGUUGGGUGGAAUUUGCAUCUGGUUUUCUUCCGAACUGUACAGUUCCAUCUCAUCUGGCUGCCUUUCCUUGUUGGAGAGUGGGAGGGAGGAGCUCCCUAAAUCUUGAGAUUAAGGUGGAAGACUCCACCUCACUCUAGACUCAGGUAAUGGGAGUAGGGAAGAGUGACAUUGGGAUGUUACCUUUUGGGGGUGCAGUGGGGGAGUCUUAGGGGAGAGGGAGGCAUUCUUUUAAGGGGAUAAGAAAUAAGCUGAAGACUUCUAGCGCUGGAGCAUCUCGGAGACGUGGAUGAGAUGGAGGGGUUAAGGCUUGCCGAAGCUCAACAGGACACCUCCAUAAUCAUCUAGUUUCCCUGAGCUUGAAUAAAUGGAGAUUAGUCCCUGAAGAUACUUACCCUCUCUUCCCUUUUUCAUAGUUUGCUUGAUCUCCCUUCCCUCCUUGGUGCUUACAUAUUUCAGAUCAAUUAACCAAACCCUUGCCUAUGACAGUAUUUUAGUUCUCAUUCCCUCUGGUCGUAGUAAGUCUUAUAACUGCAAUGGGGCUUGGCUGGAACUGGUGAGGUUCCUCUAACUGCACCUUUGCUUCUGGCUCCUCAAAAAACGGUGUUUGGUAGUAAUGCAUUAUGGAAGUUUUCCCUUUGUGAGUAUUUCCAAAUGGAUUUUCUAUUAAUGUUACUGUGGUUCUUUGUUUUGAAAUAAAAAUUCUGAAUGUACAUACGACAUCACAGGUCUGGCUUUGUUUUGUU